CUUCGUCUUUCUAUCCUCAAUCCACAAUUUUAGUGGAAGGAGGAUAGUUUGGCUUCUUCCCCUUCCAGGCAACAAAAAUGGCACACAAACUCUCACUACAUGUCAAAAACCCUAACCUCACAUCACCUUUUCCCUCUCCAGUAAGUUCAAACCAUCACUUACCUCUUCUUUCCCUUGCACCUUCCCUUCUCAACAAAUCUACUCUUCCUUCAAACCUAUGCAUCGCAGCUUCGAGACAUUGUCGCAUUGGAUUCGUAACCACUCGCGCAGUUCAAGAGCACGAGCUCACUGAUGAAUCCGAAGAGGACAAAGACCAAACCAGCGAGGGUUCGGAAGAGGACAAAGAUGAAGAAACGGUGAGAAAUGACGAGAAUAGGGAACUAGCAGAGCAAAGUAUAUGGAUUCAGAUGAAGGAAAUUGUCUUGUUUACAGGGCCAGCAGCAGGGCUUUGGUUAUGUGGACCACUGAUGAGUCUCAUCGAUACUGCAGUUGUUGGUCAAGGAAGUUCAAUUGAGCUUGCUGCUUUAGGUCCUGCUACGGUUGUUUGUGAUUACCUGAGUUACUCGUUCAUGUUUCUGUCUGUUGCUACUUCUAAUAUGGUUGCUACUGCACUUGCUAAACAGGAUAGAGAGGAAGUGCAGCAUCACAUAUCUGUCUUGCUUUUUCUUGGGUUAGCAUGUGGCUUUGUGAUGAUUUUGUUCACCUCGUUAUUUGGUGCGGCAACACUUACUGCUUUUACUGGGCCAAAGAAUGGACAUUUAGUACCUGCAGCUAAUACUUAUGUCCAGAUUCGAGGCUUGGCAUGGCCUGCUUUACUUGUUGGAUGGGUUGCUCAGAGUGCAAGUCUUGGUAUGAAAGAUUCCUGGGGACCCUUGAAGGCUUUGGCUGCUGCCAGUGUUAUAAAUGGAAUUGGCGAUAUGCUUUUGUGCAGCUAUUUAGGCUAUGGUAUUGCAGGAGCUGCAUGGGCUACAAUGGCAUCGCAAGUUGUUGCUGCGUAUAUGAUGAUUCAAACUUUAAACAAUAAGGGAUACAAUGCGUUUGCCUUCUCAAUUCCUUCAGGGAAGGAAUUUCUGUCAAUACUUGGUCUUGCUGCUCCUGUAUUUGUCACGAUGAUGUCAAAGGUGGCUUUCUACGCUCUACUUACAUAUUUUGCUACAUCAAUGGGUACACAUCCAAUGGCUGCCCAUCAAGUCAUGGUUCAAAUCUACAUGGCAUGUACAGUAAAUGGUGAACCUCUCUCCCAAACUGCUCAAUCAUUUAUGCCUGAGUUGAUGUAUGGAUCAAAUCGGAGUUUAUCAAAGGCCCGAUCACUUCUAAGGUCUCUUGUAAUUAUUGGAGCUAUAGUUGGAGUGUUAUUUGGGAUUGUUGGAACAUCUGUUCCUUGGUUUUUCCCCUACAUUUUUACACCUGAUCUGAUGGUCAUCCAGGAGAUGCAUAGGAUACUGAUUCCAUUCUUUGCAGCGCUGGUUGUGACACCCUCAACAGUCGGCCUGGAGGGAACAUUGCUGGCUGGACGGGAUCUAACAUUUAUAAGUUUGUCAAUGAUUGGAUGCCUCUGUCUGGGUGCUCUAGUAUUAUUGAUUUUAAGUAGUAGAUAUGGUUUGCAAGGCUGUUGGUUUGCCCUCGCUGGAUUUCAGUGGACUCGGUUUUCAGUGGCCCUUCUGCGCCUUCUCUCUCCCAAUGGCAUUUUAUACUCGGAAGAUUUAGGCCAGUAUAAGCUGCAAAAGUUGAGGGCUGCCUAGUUUUGGAAUCAUGUUAGUUAUUGCCUAUCAUUUAAAUGUAUUACAAUAUAGUAAUACAUUUCAAAUUAAGUGACGGCUUACAAUUACAUUACAUUUAUUCAAUGUUAACACAAUGCAGUGCAAGAAAAAUACUGGUACGUGUAAUGUGGACUCCUAUUGCAAUCCAUGUGGGGAGAACUUUAGGUUUUGGUUUCUAUAUCAUAUUAGUAUAUUUUAUUCGUACAUAGCAAAAAUUAAAUUAGGAAAAAAAAAACAUGUAUAAAUACUU
Molecule: messenger RNA, 2010 nt
Organism: Gastrolobium bilobum
Lineage: Eukaryota; Viridiplantae; Streptophyta; Magnoliopsida; Fabales; Fabaceae
Product: protein DETOXIFICATION 46, chloroplastic-like
Exons: 14
Coding region: 78-1742 (554 amino acids)
Biological process (GO): transmembrane transport
Cellular component (GO): membrane
Molecular function (GO): antiporter activity; xenobiotic transmembrane transporter activity
Source: RefSeq, a predicted model, not a curated record